Molecule: messenger RNA, 1392 nt
Organism: Eurytemora carolleeae
Lineage: Eukaryota; Metazoa; Arthropoda; Copepoda; Calanoida; Temoridae
Product: phosphatidate cytidylyltransferase, mitochondrial
Exons: 12
Coding region: 32-1372 (446 amino acids)
Biological process (GO): CDP-diacylglycerol biosynthetic process; cardiolipin biosynthetic process
Cellular component (GO): mitochondrion
Molecular function (GO): phosphatidate cytidylyltransferase activity
Source: RefSeq, a predicted model, not a curated record
AUUAAUUAUAUAUUUCAGAUUAAAACAAACAAUGCUUGGAAAACUAAAGUUAAUUGUGGAACCCACUUUUUGUAGGAAUUGUCAGAUAUCGCUGUUAAAUCUGACCUUUAGACGUCCUCAGAUCUUGGAACAAAAUUCCAAUUUUAAUUCCGGAUCACAGAGGCAAUACACAGCUAUACCUUUAAAUCAUAAGUAUGCAGUAAGCUCGUUUCGUCUUUGCCCUCCUAACUUCAAGUAUUCCAACAUUUGUCAACCAACUUCAGCUCUAUUUUCUUCUCUAACUUCCUCAUCACCAUUUUCAGCUUCGUUUUCUUCUCCAACUGCUUACUCUCCAUCUUCAGCUUCGUUUUCUUCUACAACUGCUUCCUCCCCAUCUUCAGCUUCGUUUUCUUCUUCAACUGCUUCCUCUCCAUCACCAGCUUCGUUUUCUUCUUCAACUGCUUCCUCUCCAUCUUUAAUUUCGUUUUCUUCUCAAACUACUUCAUCACACCCUUCUGAAGAUCCAGUUAAUCAACGAGAUUAUGAAUAUUUUCACAGGAACAGAGUUCUCAGUUCACUUCCUUCAGAUAGAUCUAUAGCUUUUGCAUAUGGAUCUGGAGUUUUUAAGCAGGCUGGGAAAGCUUGGACCAGGAAUUCCAUGUCAGAUUUUAUUAUUGCAACAGACAAUCCCGAAGCAUGGCAUAAGAAAAACCUUCAAUUGAAUCCAGAUCACUAUCCUUUUCUCAUUCGACUGAUCGGUUCAGAGAAAAUUGCCCAGAUACAGACAGAUUUUGGCGCCAAAAUUUAUUUCAACACACUGAUUCCGUUUGAAGACAGUUUAAUCAAAUAUGGCGUCAUUUUCACGGAAGACCUUGUACAAGACUUAACAGAUUGGACGACAUUAUAUGUCUCUGGUCGAUUACACAAACCUGUCAACAUUCUUGAAGCUGACCUUUCUAAUGAGAAGCUUAAAAGCGCGUUAAGGGUCAACCUAGACUUUGCUCUUCACGCUGCACUUCUUCAGCUACCAGCACGUUGUACCGAGAUUGAACUUUAUUUACAGUUGGCUGCAAUAAGCUACACCGGAGAUUUACGGAUGUUGGUUGGAGAGGAUAAAAAUAAGGUUUUCAAUAUUGUGGAUGCACAGACAGAUCUUUUCAGAGACCUUUAUGCGGCAAGGUUAAAAGGUCUGGCUAAUCAUGUUCUAAUCCAAAAUGGUUCCGUUAUACAAGAUAAUAGUGAGGAGAGUAGAAGAUAUCAUUUAGAAAAACUGCCAACUAAUCUAAAAACUCGGGUUCUCAAGGAGUUUUGUAAGGAUAAUGCUAUGGAUGGGGCAAUGGCUUUACUUGAAGGAGCUCGAAAUCUAGAUCUCACAAAUAAAGCUCUCAGGUAAAUUUUAUAUAUAAUAUAAAU